This is a messenger RNA of Colletotrichum chrysophilum, 2229 nucleotides long. RefSeq lists its product as uncharacterized. Gene Ontology annotation, molecular function: beta-glucosidase activity. Bases 1 to 2229 code for a protein of 742 amino acids. The record is from RefSeq and is a predicted model, not a curated record. Lineage: Eukaryota; Fungi; Ascomycota; Sordariomycetes; Glomerellales; Glomerellaceae. The transcript has 2 exons. Gene Ontology annotation, biological process: glucan catabolic process.
AUGGACUCGAACGUCCGGGAGCCAACGCACAUCAAUGCGCUGCGUCCCCGAGCUGCCGAAGACGAGAAGAUCUCUUUCCUUUUGAAUGGCCAUUCCUGCAGCUUCUCGACCGACAUGAUGCCCGAUGAGAGCCAAAUCACCACUAGCGACCUCACCAGCAGCACCAAGGAAGCCAGCCACAGCAGCCAAGAGCACAUCCUGCAGCAGCAGCAGCCGCACCAUUACCAUCCUGCGAAACAGCGAUUUGUCAACCUCCCUCCGCCACAAUGUACGAGCCGCUGUCGCCAAUCAUGGACCAAAGCCGUGUUGUACCUCACGGGCCUCAUCCUAAUCUCGGUUUGGUAUGCCAGCAGGCAAUACGGCGCCGGCAGCGGGCGCUGGCCAGCCCGCCAACCACCGCAAUCCCCUGCUUCACCUUCACCCGUCCGGAACUGGGAUUCGGCGGCCUCCAAGGCCGCAGCUUUUACGGCGCGUCUCAACCUUACCGAAAAGACCCGAAUAGUUACUGGUCGUAUCGGUCUUGAGGUCGGCGGCUGCAUUGGCAACAUCCCGCCGAUCGAGCGCGUCGGCUUCCGCGGCCUCUGCCUGCUCGACGGGCCCACGGCGCUGAACCGCGCCGAUCUUGUUAGCGUGUUCCCGGCCGGCCUGACAACGGCCGCUAGCUGGGACAAGGAUUUAAUUUACAAGCGUGGAAAGGCGUUGGGUGAGGAGUUUCGGGACAAGGGCGUCCACGUUGGACUUGGACCAGUGGCUGGACCGCUGGGCCGGAACCAACUCGGUGGACGCAAUUGGGAGGGCUUUUCUGUCGAUCCAUACCUCACUGGUGUUGCUAUGAGCCUCACCAUCAAAGGCAUGCAAGAUGCUGGCGUGCAGGCGUGCGCAAAACACUUCAUCGGCAAUGAGCAAGAAACUCGACGAACUAAUUCCUGGCUGGAAAACGGCACCGAAAUCGCAGCGAUCUCUUCCAACAUCGAUGACCGCACCUUGCAUGAGCUGUAUCUAUGGCCAUUCGCCGAUUCUAUCCGCGCGGGCGUUGCCACAGUUAUGUGUAGUUACAACAGGCUCAAUCAGACCUACGCCUGUGAGAACUCUAACCUUCUCAACGGGAUUCUCAAGGAUGAACUCGCCUUCAAAGGAUAUGUGCAGAGCGAUUGGUACGCGACUCACUCAGGACCGGAAUCAAUCAAUGGUGGCUUGGAUAUGAACAUGCCGGGACCGAUCGGCCAAGCCGAGACUUUCACGGGCGAAACCUACUGGGGACCCAACAUCACGAAAAUGAUCAGCGACGGUUCUGUCACUGAGGAUCGUCUUGACGAGAUGAUUCAGCGCAUCAUGACACAGUACUAUCUGUUUGGGCAGGAUAGCGCCGACUACCCGACGGUUGACCCAUCCAUCAUCUUCACCAUCGCAGCACAAUCGAAUCUUCUUCACUUGAUCCCAUUUGGGCCCCCACCGAGCCGCGAUGUUAGACGCGGUCACUCCAAGAUUAUUCGCAAGCUCGGUGCCGAAGCCACUGUCUUGCUGAAGAACGUCAACGGCACCCUUCCAUUGAAGCAACCCUCCAACAUUGGCGUCUUCGGUAACGAUGCGGCAGACCCGGCCGACGGGCUUGUCUUUGGCGCUGGGUUUGAGAUUGGCACACUCUCAAUCGGCGGUGGUUCUGGGACGGGCCGGCACACAUAUCUGGUUUCGCCUCUCGAAGCGAUCAAGGCUCACGCUCGUGGGAAUGGCGCACGGGUGCAAUACAUCCUGAACAACAAGGUCCUAGCUGCAGGCGACUUCAGCAGCUUGUACCCUAUCCCAGACGUUUGUCUCGUGUUUCUCAACACGUUCGCUUCUGAGGGCUACGAUAGGACAGACAUCGAGGCAGAUUCGACCUCGACGCUAGUUGUUGAGAACGUCGCUCGGCGAUGCCCGAACACAGUCGUCGUGACACACUCGGCUGGCAUCAACACCUUGCCAUGGGCUAAUAACCCCAACAUCACAGCCAUCCUAGCAGCCCAUCUUCCAGGACAGGAAUCUGGUAACUCCAUCGUCGACGUUCUCUGGGGGAAGGUGACGUUCUCUGGGGGAAGGUCAAUCCUUCUGGAAAGCUGCCGUAUUCAAUCGCCGCCAACCCGAACGACACCAACAUCCCAGUCGUUAACCUUACUGAGGCCGAGAUAUCCUCGCCCACAGCAUGGCAAGCCGAUUUUACGGAGGGCCUGUACAUCGACUAUCGGCAUCUAG